AUGCCGAUCGUUGAAUCCUGUCAUAUCAACGCGUCCCCGGAUGAAUACAUUGUUCAGCUGUCUGUGAAUUCACCACGAAAAACUAUCUCAGCAAAGUUGAUGGUGCUCAAUCAUGGGAUUCGAAUAAGUGAAGAACACAUGACUGGAAACGGAAAUUGUCUGACAUCGUCUUCUGUAUUCCGUUUUCCCACACGUAUCAUUCAACGAGAACAGCUGAUUGAUUGUCGCUUGAUUUAUCCUCGUCUUUUUCGUUUCUCUGACCGAUUACGUGGCCGAUUGCGUUUGCGCUAUUUAGAGUUUACAGACGAUGCUAUGAAAAAGAAUCCGCAACUUCGAUACGGAUUAGUCUUGAAAGAAUAUACUAUGUAUCUCGUUAUGAACGAUAACUACAAGCUGCAGAAAUUAGCGCAACAAAUACAAGCGUUGAUUUCAUCGGAGCCUGCCGGACUGAAACCCUAUCUGGUGUUUGUCAAUCCGUGCAGCGGUGCAGGUAAGGCACUUGAGCUGUUCAAAAGAACCGUGGCUCCCAUGUUCCGACGAUUGCAAGUGCCGUACAAAAUUUUCAAAACUGAGUAUCCAGGCCAUGCGGAGCACUGGAUUCGGCAUUGCUCUACUUCAAUAUUGGAGACAUAUCGUGCUCUCUUGACCAUUUCUGGGGACGGCCUGAUCUACGAAGUGAUCAAUGGAUUGGCAUAUCGAGAUUUUUCUGAUGCAGUACAUCUUGGGAAUGGCGAUCUCAAUGAUCAAACAAAGUUCCAGCUAGGCAAUCAAGCUGAGCAGAAACCGGACGUGCACAAUCUUGGGGUCACCAAGUCGCAUAAAUCGAUCGCUUUAGGAUUUCUUCCGGCCGGUGGGGGAAAUGCCACCGCAAGUGCUGUGUGCUAUGCCUCCGGCCAUAGCCCACCGUGUGCAACAAUACAAUCCGUCCCGACAGGUUCUGUGACUAGUUCGAGUCAACAAGUUCGCCCGCUUGAUGCGAUCCUGUUCGAGACUGCGGAACCUUUUACACAACGCAUCGGGAUCUUGUCCAUAGAAUGGGGUGGCUUGGCCGAUUUGGACACACGAAGUGAGAGUUUUCGUUGGCUCGGACAGGCUCGUUUUGGUGUGGCUACACUGAUUUCCAUGGCAAGUAUCUUCAUAAUGCGACAGGCGGACAGUUCCGUGAAUUCAUCGUCUCCACCCAGCAUGUUACGAUCCACAGCCAAUGACAUGGUUGAUAAAAGUGUGCAAUAA
Echinostoma caproni is the source of this 1233-nucleotide messenger RNA. NCBI's taxonomy places the organism in Eukaryota, Metazoa, Platyhelminthes, Trematoda, Plagiorchiida, Echinostomatidae. The record is from the annotation of a GenBank genome assembly.